GGAACGUUGACAAUCCGCCAGUCUGACGUUGCGAUCCAUUCCAAUAACUCUGGAGAGACGAAGCUGAUAUCGGAUAAUCUUAGUUUCUCGCAGCUUCACCACUAAAUUCAAAGAUGGAACAAUUCAUGCGUAGCAUCGAUUCCUCGAAAGCGCUUUCAGAUGAGAUGCAUGCUGAGCUAGUCCAAAAAUUUCAGGAAAGUCUCAAAAGCGAAAAUUGGGACGAUGUAGAAGCUGUCGUUGUUGCCAGUCGCCAAGAAGAUUGGAGGGAAAUACUUGCCCAGAGAGAUAUACUUGGGGUAUUUUUGGACCAUUACGUGUGGAUCGACGUGAAUCCCGUGCAGACCAGACCACUGUCUCUGGCCAUCAGACUUGCUGCAAAUUGUUGCCUCGCUUCAAAAGAGCUUCAUGCUGCUUUGGCACAGCAUAUUGACCGCAUAGAACAAUUACUUGCCAUAUCCGGUAUAUGCGAGGUAACCGUUGGUCUCCUGGCAAACAUGCUCUUUGAUGAUAAUUCGGUGCUGGAAUUCUCCGUCUUGCUUGAGAAGGGGUUUCAAGAAACCAUCGCCAGGCAACUAGCAAUUCACAAUCUUAAUACAAGUCAUCCCAUGUUUGAAACCGCCGUAGAGAUUAUUGACUCUUUGGCGGAGGAAGAUAUGGAAGCCAAGAUCCCAAACGUCGCUGCAACAACUGCCGCAGUCGCACAUUUGAUCGACUUCCUGUUUAGAGCAUCACAAGCAUCAUCUGACCGCUCGAAUAACCAUCGGCUCGUUGACAUACUGCUUCGGUGGACGACUUCGACAGAAGUGCGCAAGGAGAUUAGCCAGCCUCUUUAUCAGAGCAGCUUUUACAAGCUACCACAAGUUUAUGAGUUGACUCUGCAUCACAGCCAAGAAGUGUUGGAAGAAAAUGUCGAAAACAAAAGAUUGAUCUCCAAGUUUGAAUCUAUCUUAGGUGAAUUUGCGUCGCAAUCUGCAACUGCAGAAAAAUCCGAUGCCCUGUCUGGUAGUUUAUUCGCAAAGGCUGCAGAGUGGAUACAGCUCACUAGGCGCAGCCCAGUUUCCGACAAACUCUGCUCUACAGGUUAUCUAAUUCUUUGCAAUAUGUGCAAUGACAGCUUUGCUGUUUCAGCGGUCCAUGAACAUGCUCUUCACAAAAUAGCAUUGGCGGCACUCCUCGAUUCUGAAUCCAGUGAGGUGCGACAAAGCGCUGCUGCCUUCCUGGGGAACUUAUUCCACCCAGUUGCUAACAAAGAGACUCUGCUUCAAGCUGGUAUCAUUCAGACCAUAUACAAAGCUGAUGAAAACGCGGCCAUAAGGCUCAUGCGUAGGCUUUUAAGCAAUGCAAGCGGCAACCUCGUUACCAGCAUUACAAACGGCUCGCAACAAAAUUUGCCUCUCCUUAAAGAUAUUAUCAACAAGCUUCCUGAUCAAAAGGCUCUUCAAGAUGGCCUGCGCGAGAUUCAGACGGAUGGAAACGUGCCAGGAACUCAGGCACUAAACUCGGAGCAAAUACUGACGAAAGAUAUUGCAAGUAUUUACGUGAUUACACGGCGUCAUACCACACUUGCAAAUCAAUACAUUACCACGUCUUUGAUAUGGUCUCUGGUUAACCUUGUAUUGCUUGGAAUACGUACGAGCAACGCGAUCGAUCUAAGCAAUGGCGUUUUUGGCCUUGGUUUGGUGCUCCAGAGCAAAGAUCCUCUGACCGGCUCCUUUGCAAAGAGCACCGUGGAAGCAUUGCAACAUGGCGAUGGCUUGCUUGCUUUAAAACAAGUCAUUGAGAUGGCAAGAGACGAUCAGGCCAAUCCUGUGGCGAAAAAGGUUGCGGAGAAUGCUACGAACGUUCUGCAUAGGCUGGUCGAAGAAUUAGAAAAGGAUGACAAGCUCGAUGACAUGACACAGAAGCUAAACGAUGUUCUGAAGCUUGGACUAGAUGCAAAGUUGGAAUCAUAGCUAUUUGACUGAGAAUUUCUGAGGUAAAUCGAAGAUAAUCCUUAUUCCAUCAGCUGAGUUAAUGGAACUGAGCAUAGUAUCUUCAAAGGUUUGGUGAAUAAAUAUUCCUGACAGCCAAAUUAUUUCAUGUGUUAAUGCUGAUCGUGUUCGUUACAUAAAUAAUAUACUAAUGAAAGUGUCAAAAUUAUUU
This is a messenger RNA of Verruconis gallopava, 2142 nucleotides long. RefSeq lists its product as uncharacterized. NCBI's taxonomy places the organism in Eukaryota, Fungi, Ascomycota, Dothideomycetes, Venturiales, Sympoventuriaceae. The record is from RefSeq and is a predicted model, not a curated record. The transcript is spliced from 2 exons. The coding region runs from base 114 to 1952 and encodes 612 amino acids.